GAAAAACUCAAAGGGGCACAAGAAAUAACGACUUGUGCAAGGCAAUGCAAAAUGCUGUUAAUAACAGUAUACCAAUUGUAUACUUUACGUGACUGUUAAGCAAUCAGCUGACCAUUUCUGUCCGUUCAACGUAGCAAAAAAUACCAGAACAGAACAUAAUAAAUACUAAACCAACGCAGCAAAUUUUGUUGUGUCCCGCAGCAGCGAAGAUGUUAAAUCUCGGCUAAAAAUCGACGUAAACAAUAGAAUUAAAGCGCGAUCGAACCAAUAAUCAAAGCAAUCGUAACACCAUCACUAAUCUCAUAAUGGGCGAUUUUUUCAAGUCGCUAAAUUUCAACUAUUUCAACAACACCACAUCCAGCAGCAGCGUAGGCGAUGAUGGUGGAAGCGGGGGAGGCGGAGCUAGUGCAAGUGGAACCACCAUCAAUAGUGGCAGUCUGGACAAUGAUUACGUUGGCCAAUUCGUGGAAAUUGCUGGCCAAAGGCUUCGAACGAAAUGUGUGAUAGCUGAAGGCGGCUAUGCGUUUGUGUACGUUGCACAAGAUGUGAAAAAUGGCACAGAAUACGCCCUCAAGCGUUUGAUCGGCGCCGAUCAGCAGGCUUGCCAGGCCAUCAACAACGAGAUAAACGUGCACAGACAACUGUCGGGUCAUGGCAAUAUCGUGACAUUUGUCGGCUCCAAUUGCAUAGCGCCAAGUGCCCAUCAGGGUGCGCAAUUCUUGCUGCUCACCGAACUUUGCAAGGGCGGCUCGCUAGUAGACUGCUUCCGUGUGGAUAAUGCGCCACUCGAUCCGCCCGUCAUUCUGCGCAUCUUUUAUCAAAUGGCACGCGCCGUUGCCCACAUGCACACCCAGACGCCUCCUAUAGCACAUCGCGACAUUAAGAUUGAAAACUUCCUCAUUGGCAAUGACAAACAAAUCAAACUCUGCGACUUUGGCUCCGCUACCAAGGAGCUGCUUUCGCCCACCUUCGAGUGGAGUGCCCAGCAGCGUAAUAUGCUUGAGGAUCAGCUAAAUACAGUGACAACGCCCAUGUAUCGUGCACCCGAAAUGCUAGACACCUGGUCGAACUAUCCCAUCGGACCCAAGGCGGAUGUUUGGGCUUUAGGAUGCAUACUGUAUUUCCUUUGCUAUCAGAAGCAUCCCUAUGAAGAUGGCGGCAAGCUGCGCAUCAUCAAUGCCAACUACAUGCUGCCACCAGAGCAGCGUUAUCACUGCUUUCGCGAGAUAAUCAAGGGAUGCUUUAAGGUGAAUCCCGACGAACGCUUUGACAUUUCCAUGGUGCUGGAGAGAUUAGCCGCCAUUGCAGAGACACACAACUGGUCGCUCAAGGGUCCGUUGGACUUAAGAGGCAUUCCGAUUGGCACAUCGCCAACGGAGAGUCCAUCACGUUCGCAACCGGAAAUAAGUCGCUCUGAGUUCUACACUGACAAUCCAAAUGGCACUGCAAUGCCGCCACCACAAGCUGCUGCAGGGGCUGCUGCCGCUGCCAGUCAUGGCAAUGGCAGCCUGUUAUCCUCGCUACGCGGCGGCGCCGGCACACUGUUCAAGAACCUUAAAGACACCUCGACCAAGGUUAUGCAAACUAUGCAGCAGUCAAUUGCACGCAACGAUCUGGAUAUAAGUCACAUCACAUCACGCAUUCUGGUUAUGCCGUGUCCCUCGGAUGGCUUUGAGUCUACCUACAAGACCAACAACAUUGAGGACGUACGUCUCUCGUUGGAGAGCCGCUUUGCCCCGCAAAAGAUAAGCAUUUACAAUUUUGGAGCACGGACUGUGCCGCGUCUGCCGCCUCCAGUGCGUACUGUAGAAGCGGGCAGCGUUUACGGUUGUCCACAGGCACAUGCACCCAAUCUGCAGGGUCUCUUCACUGUUUCUGCGGACAUGUACAAUUUCCUUAAUGCUGAUCCCAACUCCGUUGUCAUUGUGCAAACCGGUGAUUCUGGUGGCUGUACAGCAGCCACUGUGAUUUGUGCACUACUAAUGUACGCUGGAUUGCUGCACGAACCCGAGGAUGCUGUACAAGUGUUUGCCGUUAAGCGGCAUACGAUCAAUUUGCGCCCAUCGGAGUUUCGUUAUCUCUAUUACUUUGGAGACAUACUGCGUCCGACGCCAUUGCUGCCGCACUACAAGAACUUCAAUCUGGUUUCGCUGAGUUGCCAGCCUGUGCCGCGCAUGACAAAGGCCCGCGAUGGUUGUCGCAUUUACAUGGAAAUCUACUGCAACGAAAAGCUAAUGCUCAGCACCUUGCAGGACUACGAGAAAAUGCGACUACAUCUAGCGGGUCCCGGCAAAAUCGUGUUGCCCAUCAAUUUAACUGUAUGUGGUGACUUGACUGUCGUUUUGUAUCAUGCACGAAAUGCUUUAAAGGGCAUGGUGCGUCCGCAGGGCUUGAAGAUUUGCCAAUUUCAAAUCAACACUGGUUUCGUGCCAGAGCCCGAAACACUGAUUACUUUCAAUGGUACCGAUCUAGACGAUUUGCCCGACCCAGAGCAGGUGCCGCCCAACUUCUGUGUGUCGCUAUCGUUGAGCGUGACCGAGUCAGAGACACCGCCUAGCCAUAAGCCACCAUGGCUGCCUGCCAAGGCCAAGCGUGCUGCUCAAAAUCUCUUUGGCUCGGAUUUGGAGUAUGCCGAGAUGCUCGAUAACUUUGUCACCAAACCAAAUUCACGUUCCUCACCGCCGGCAUCGAUUCGCAAACCGGAACGCUCUGGUUCGCCGUUGGUGCUGCCCGAUGUCACUGAAAUUGCUCACGAUGCGCCCACAGCAAUGCCAGAGCCAUCGCCACCCAUCGAUUUGCUCAAUUUGAAUCAGCAGCCAAGCGGAAGCCAAGCUGCAUCUGCUGCUGCCAAUCCUUUGGCAAGCGCCAUGCCUAGCUCAGACGCUAGUUUCGAUUUGUUGGGCGCGUUUGGUGAUGAUGACUCCACGGGCAUUGGAUCGGCACCCAUUCCAGAUGUGUUGCCCCCGCCACAAGCAGCAGCAACACAACAACCCAAAAUCAACACCGAUCUCUUUGACAUCUUUGGAUCAAUUGAUCAGAACAGCGGCAUUGGCACUCCCAACUUGAAGCCCACCACGACCACAAAUCUACCGCCCUUCGUUGGGUCCGUGCCGACUUUUGUGACCACGCCCGCAGCACCCAGAAAGGAGCCAUCGCCAACGCAACCGCCGAAACCAUUAGAUCCAUUUGCUGACAUCGCCAAUUUGGCAUCAGAUCUGAACAUUAACUUCAAUCGCAGCACACUAGGCCCCAAAUCGACGAGCACCACUCCCGUUGGACACAGUCCACAGACUACGCAGUUUUCCAGCCCCACGCACAUACCAGUGCCAAAUCAACCCCAGGCACAGCCAAGAUCCCAGUCGCAGCCACAACCGGCAUUUUCCAAGCCACAGCCGCAACCUCAGCCACAACCACAGGCAACACCACAAUCACGUCCGGACUACAGUCGCAUGCAUUUCGAUGCGCCGAAGCCAGGACAGCAGGCAGGUGGUGUCGGAGGUGGAGCCAAGAGUUCAGAUAUCUUUGCGGAUAUACUGGGACAACAAGGAUACUCCUUUGGCAGUAAAAUGAAUCAGGGACCUCGAUCCAUCAACGAAAUGCGCAAGGAAGAGCUGGUUAGGGAUAUGGAUCCUAAGAAAGUGCGCAUCAUGGAAUGGACCGAUGGCAAGAAGAACAACAUACGCGCCUUGCUGUGCUCCAUGCAUACGGUGUUGUGGGAGAACGCUAAAUGGCAGAAAUGUGAAAUGUCCACAAUGGUUACGCCGGCUGAGGUUAAGAAGGCCUAUCGACGGGCGUGUCUUGCCGUGCAUCCAGAUAAGCAUAAUGGAACCGAGCACGAGGAAAUCGCCAAACUUAUAUUUAUGGAACUAAAUAACGCUUGGACGGAUUUCGAGAAUGAUGCCACACAGCAAAAUAUGUUCAAUGCUUAAUUCUAUCUAUAUAUACAUACCCAUGUAUAUACAUACUUAGUUUUAACUAUCCUUCUAUUAGCUGAAAAUAGUGUAAAGCCAUCUAAGAGUGUAA
Molecule: messenger RNA, 4023 nt
Organism: Drosophila albomicans
Lineage: Eukaryota; Metazoa; Arthropoda; Insecta; Diptera; Drosophilidae
Gene: aux
Product: cyclin-G-associated kinase
Exons: 9
Coding region: 306-3929 (1207 amino acids)
Biological process (GO): regulation of clathrin-dependent endocytosis; positive regulation of Notch signaling pathway; protein phosphorylation
Cellular component (GO): cytoplasm
Molecular function (GO): ATP binding; protein serine/threonine kinase activity; AP-2 adaptor complex binding
Source: RefSeq, a predicted model, not a curated record